UGACAGACACUGAGGAAACUGAUCUUCUUUUACAGCUGAUUGAUGACCCUUUAUGAUGUAGUCAACGGAAACACCAUAGUCUCACCUGUCCUGCUCUUGGAAGAUGGCCACCGCAGCGUACGACCCCCACAUGGGCUCCGACCCAGAUGAGGACGAUGAGUCUCUGUUGGGGAGCGAGUCGGAAUCAGACAGCAUCCUCUCUGACGACUCGGUGCUCCCAGACUACACGCUGCAGAGGACGGACAGCCGCGGGGAGCCGACACUAUAUCAAGCAUGCGCCCGCAACGAACCCUUUGCUCUGAGAAGAAUUCUGGAGAGAGGGGUCACAAAAGAGGAGGCCUCAGAGCUGGACAUCAACGGCUGGAAUGGCUUGAUGUUGGCUUGCUGCAAAGGUUUCGUUGAUAUUGUGUAUGGACUCUACACCUGUCCCUAUAUUGACAUAAAUCAGCAGGACAACGAAGGCAACACUGCUCUGAUGAUCGCAUCCCAAGCAGGUCAUAUCAACACUGUCAUGUUUCUUCUAAACUACUAUUCUGGCAUAGACACUGAAGUAAGGGAUUGUCGAGGUUUCACAGCACUCAUCAAAGCGGCUAUGACCGGCCGCACUGACGUAGUGGCUGCCCUCGUCAUGGCUGGUGCUGACAUAGAUGCAGUAGACUCCACAAGAGGAAAAAGCUCUCAGGACUGGGCACUGAAAACAGGGCGCUAUGAGACCCUGCAGCGUCUCCGGCGCCUUACUAUGCGACCAAAAGCUGUGCAGUUCUGUGAGGCUUAUAUCCCUGAGUGGCCUGAGCUCAACGAGAGGGUAGCUAAGGCCAAAACGGGGAAAAGUACCAGGGAGAAAAUCAGCCAGCGGAUCAAAAACUCAUUCAGAAUACCUCGUGAGCCCGAGGACAACGGGGCCUUGGACAACAUGGUGCUCAUGACCACCUGUGUCCACAGUCCACUCAUUUCCAUUGGAUGCCGUCCACUCUGCCCUACAAGCCCCCCUGAGCUGGGGAAGAGACGCCUAGCUGUGCCAGAGCUGGUGAAGAAACACCCAGAUAAGGAAUUAGAAGAGAGAUCAGUGUGCCACAACAACGGCUCAGUAUCACACAUCAAUCCCACAAUCCAGUCUGCUGAGUGCUCCUCAAUGAUGUGCUGUGCUGAGGGCGACCGGCGGGGCAGCGUGCUCGCGACAAAAGUCACUACAGCAUUUAUUCCCCGCAGUAUGGCAAGAAAAAACAGCGUGUUCCCGUCUGGAUGCAUCCCAAAGAUCGACAUCGUCAGGCCUUCAAAUGCAACACCAAAGAAAGAAAAGAAGAAAAAGAAGAAGAAAGAAAAAGGUUUCCUGGAACUUCCCAAGUGGAGAUACAAGGAGAUCAAGGAUGAGAAAAAGAAGGAGAAGAAGAAAGCUGAAAAAGAAAAGGCAGAGAAAGAUACAAAUAAAGAGAAAGACAACAAGAAUGGCACAAAAUAAGUUUCAAAAAAGAGCUGUUCCCUUUUUAGAACAAUAUUUCCAUUUUCAAGGGCUUUUGCCUUUUUUAGUAUAGCUGAAGAUAAACAGGAGAGA
Messenger RNA from Notothenia coriiceps (black rockcod), 1552 nucleotides. RefSeq names its product ankyrin repeat domain-containing protein 33B-like. The record is from RefSeq and is a predicted model, not a curated record. NCBI's taxonomy places the organism in Eukaryota, Metazoa, Chordata, Actinopteri, Perciformes, Nototheniidae. The coding region runs from base 104 to 1459 and encodes 451 amino acids. Gene Ontology annotation, molecular function: protein binding. The transcript is spliced from 5 exons.